CCACAAUUUCCUCCGUUUCUCUCAAUUUCUCAUACAGAUUUCGCAAACCCUUUUCCCCAUUUCAACGUUACUCGAAAUCAAAAUCAAGCAAGAAAACCUCUGCCCAAACUCCAUCCCUUUUCUUGAAACCUAAAUACCGUAAGAGAUUUGAUAUCGUUUGCGCGUAUAUUGUUUUUGAUCAUCUGGGCUUCCGUGAAAAUGGACAUUUCAUUUACCGGAAGCUCCCAGGUGAAUCUAGGAAGAAAUGGUGAUGUGGGGUUCUUUAGUUUUGGGCAGAAUCUGAAUGCUAAGGUCUGUAAUUUGAAGAACAAUAGCUCGAAGGGAUGCAAUUUUGGUAAAAAUCAACGCUUGGCGUGGCCUUUGAAGUCUGCUUUUGGUUUUACUCUCAGAGCCUCCGCCAUUGAAGCUGCUGAAAUUUCUAAGAAAGCUUCAAAGAUUACAAUAAAAAAGCCUGUUGAUGGUGUUGAGUUAUACGUCGGUCUCCCACUUGAUACUGUCUCCAAGAUGCAUACAAUGAACCAAGAACGAGCAAUUGCUGCAGGGCUGAAGGCCUUGAAAUUAUUAGGGGUAGAAGGCGUGGAGCUCCCGGUAUGGUGGGGAAUAGCUGAAAGGGAAGUACGGGGAAAGUACCAGUGGACAGGCUACCUUGCUGUUGCAGAAAUGGUCCGAAAAUUGGGGCUUAAGCUUCAUGUAUCCCUCUGUUUCCAUGCAUCUAAAGAAUGCAAGAUUCCACUUCCAGAAUGGGUUUCUCGGAUUGGCAAAGAGAAACCGGAUAUUUUCUUUACAGAUCGGUCGGGACAGCACUACAAAGAUUGUCUAUCAUUAGCUGUGGAUGAUGUUCCUGUGUUGGACGGAAAGACUCCGGUUGAAGUGUACAAAGAUUUCUGUGAGAGCUUCAAAUCUGCAUUUUCACCUUUCAUGGGCUCGACAAUCACGGGCAUAUCAGUUGGUCUUGGACCAGACGGUGAGCUUCGAUAUCCGUCUAACCACCGUCCGGCCAAAAGCAACGGUUGUCAUGGAGCUGGAGAAUUCCAAUGUUAUGGCAAAUAUAUGCUUGCCAAUCUUAAGAAGCACGCAGAAAAGCAUGAAAAUCCUCUGUGGGGACUUGCCGGCCCCCAUGAUGCUCCAGGCUAUGACCAGAAUCCAAUCUCCAGCGGCUUCUUCAUGGAAAAUGGUGGAUCUUGGGAGACCUCGUAUGGUGACUUUUUCCUCUCUUGGUAUUCAAGUCAGCUGAUAUCUCACGGACAUCGCAUCUUGUCGCUUGCUGCCUCAACCUUCAAAGACGCCCCUAUUUCAGUCUCUGGUAAAGUCCCUCUGGUGCACUCAUGGUACCUAACCCGUUCCCACCCAUCUGAGUUAAUGGCAGGGUUCUACAACACGGCCAACCGAGACGGUUACAAGGACAUUGCUGAAAUCUUCUCCAACAAUUCCUGCAAAAUGAUACUUCCUGGGAUGGACCUCUCAGACGAGCACGAGCCACUUGAAUCUCACUCGAGCCCGGAAUCAUUAUUCGCACAAAUAACAUCUUCUUGCCUAAAGUACGGAGUGGAGGUGUCGGGCCAAAACACGUCGGUUUCUGGUGUUUCCAGGGGUUUCGAGCAGAUCAAGAAUAACUUGCUGGACAAGAAUGCAACGGUGGACUUGUUCACAUACCAACGAAUGGGAGCUUACUUCUUUUCUCCUGACCAUUUCCCUUCAUUCGCUCAGUUCAUCCGCAGCCUAAACCAACCGACUCAACGUUUAGACAGUCUACCAGUGAAUCACGGAGACACUGUUGAAUCCCUUCCAGAUUCAAAUCUCCAUAUGCAAACUGCUUAAGAGUGAGUCAUUGAUUCAUGAUGUAAAUAUACCACUAAGCCCAAACGGACAUAAGCGAAUCGUGGAUCGUCUUCUGCAGACCGUCGACGUACUACUAAGGCAAAAUGGACAAGAGUUACUCAUCAAGGUUAUUCUGCAGACCGUAUCGUGUACUCGUUCACGCUAUUACUGUAAACUAAGCUAGAGAAAUAAUGUGACCUUUGGAGCAGUAGAGCUGUAAUCAUGCAAUGGUGGAAAGUAUCUUCUUUCAUUUGUACUGCAGCUAUGGUGCAUUAGACACAAAUACAGCGACACAAACACGAUAUGAUACUGAUUAGUAACAUGUAAUUCUUAAGAAUUUUAAGA
This is a messenger RNA of Sesamum indicum (sesame), 2163 nucleotides long. Its product is annotated as inactive beta-amylase 9. NCBI's taxonomy places the organism in Eukaryota, Viridiplantae, Streptophyta, Magnoliopsida, Lamiales, Pedaliaceae. Gene Ontology annotation, biological process: polysaccharide catabolic process. The record is from RefSeq and is a predicted model, not a curated record. Gene Ontology annotation, molecular function: beta-amylase activity.